Molecule: messenger RNA, 1904 nt
Organism: Girardinichthys multiradiatus
Lineage: Eukaryota; Metazoa; Chordata; Actinopteri; Cyprinodontiformes; Goodeidae
Gene: svopl
Product: SVOP-like
Exons: 16
Coding region: 187-1689 (500 amino acids)
Biological process (GO): transmembrane transport
Cellular component (GO): membrane
Molecular function (GO): transmembrane transporter activity
Source: RefSeq, a predicted model, not a curated record
AGAGAAUGCAGCUCCCUCCGCCCGCAGGCUCGGAGAUACUUCCUGAUACACCUGAGCAGGUGAGGAGGAAGAGAAGAGCGUUUUCAUCUGGGGCAUGAAAACAAACCAAAGGAUCAGCGUGAAACUCCAACGUCUGAGGCUAGGAAUAUUUCUUCAGGAGUUACUGAAAGAAAGGAUUCUGCUUUCAUGAUGACGGACUGUAUAGGGACUCAGCUGGUGAGUGCCAUCCAUUUACAGGAGGUGGAACUACAAGAGAAACCUGCAGACAACCCGCAGGGCAACAGAAGCAAAAAUAACAAUGCAGAAGAGAAGUUCACUGUGGAGCAAGCUGUGGAGACGAUUGGCUUUGGACGCUUUCACAUCCUGCUGUUUGUCAUCAUGGGCAGUGCCAAUAUUGUGGAAGCGAUGGAAAUCAUGCUGUUAGCUGUGGUUUCUCCAGAGAUUCGAUGUGAGUGGCGUUUGGAGGACUGGCAGGUCGCGCUCGUCUCCACUAUGGUGUUUGUUGGCUUCAUGGUUUGUGGAGUUUUAACAGGUUACAUCGCUGACAGAUAUGGACGCUGGAAGGUGGUUUUUGGAGGUUAUGUGUGGAGCUCGUAUUUUUCUCUGCUCACAUCAUUUGCUCCCACAUACGGCUGGUUUAUCUUCCUGCGCAGCAUGGUGGGCUGCGGCGUCGCAGGGGUGUCACAGGGGUUUGUGUUGAAGACGGAAUUUAUUCCCGCCAAGUAUCGAGCCUAUCUGCUGCCUCUCGGCACUAUCUUCUGGAUGACUGGCUCCAUGCUGAUCAUCCUCCUUGGGAUGCUGGUGGUUCCCACUAUGGGCUGGAGGUGGAUGAUCCGGCUCUCCAUCACACCAAGUAUCAUCCUCAUCUUCCUCUUUAAGUUCAUUCCUGAGUCGGCUCGUUACAACGUGUCUGCAGGGAAAGUCGAUGCUGCCAUGAAAACGCUGCAGUGGAUCGCCAAAAUGAACCGAGCCUCUCUUCCUCCAGGACAGCUGGUGGAGCCUGCUCUGAAGGAACGCGGAAGCUGGAGAAUUCUGCUCAGUUCAUCUUUUAGGAGGACAUCUCUGCUGCUCUGGUAUUCAUGGUUUGUGGCGUCCUUUGCGUACUACGGCUCAGUGCUGAGCAGUUCAGAGCUGCUGGAGAAGAACCUGUUGUGUGUGAUGAACGCUGAUGAAGAGCAUCAGGUCAAACACCGCCAUGAAAGCGGACGCUGUUACUGCAUCCCAUUUGGAAAGAGUGACUAUCAGACGCUGCUCAUCAGCUCCCUGGGAGAGGUUGCUUUGGUCCCUUUAAACAUUAUUCUGCUUAAUGUGUUUGGACGGAAGAAAACUCUUAUGGUGCUUCAACUGUUAACAGCUGUUCUGUUCAUGAUGGUCAACAUCUGCACCACAAUGUUUGGCUUCACCGUGCUGCUAUUUCUGCUCCGGUCUCUGGUUUCCAUGAACUUUAAUGUGGUUUAUAUUUACACAGCUGAGGUGUAUCCAACAGUGGCACGAUCUCUUGGGAUGGGUUUUUGUACGUCAUUCAGUCGGAUUGGUGGGAUGAUUGCUCCAUUUAUCGCACAGGUGCUCAUGUCUCAGUCCGUGAUUCAAGCUCUUACUCCAUUUGCGGUAGCCUGUGUCAUCUGUGCACUGGGAAACUUCCUGUUACCAAUAGAAACCAGAGGACGAGCUUUGCUGCAAAACUCCUGAUGAUUUGUCUGUACAACUUCUGUUUGACUUUUUCUUUAUAUUGACAAUCAUAAAUAUGUUAAAUAUAUCUGUUUCAAUGUGCCUGGACUUACAAGUCUCUGUAAAGUUUUCUGCUGUGCUCAAUACUGGACCUGUUCACGUCUAAUCAGACUGUUGUUUUAAUGGAGAACAAACAACUGUUACAGCCAAUAAACUGAGGUUACUGCAAAAAUCUA